Messenger RNA from Puccinia graminis f. sp. tritici CRL 75-36-700-3, 1647 nucleotides. RefSeq lists its product as uncharacterized. Bases 1 to 1647 code for a protein of 548 amino acids. The transcript is spliced from 5 exons. Lineage: Eukaryota; Fungi; Basidiomycota; Pucciniomycetes; Pucciniales; Pucciniaceae. The record is from RefSeq and is a predicted model, not a curated record.
AUGUUCAGUGGCGGGAAAACCUCUUUACUGGUUGGAAUGAUCCAACUGUUCUCGUUUGUGAAAUGUCUGGAAGAAGAUUUUGAAGCAGUCAUGAGGGGGGUCUCGAUAGAGUACGGUUCUCAACGAAAAGGAGAGAUUGAUGUAGCUCAAUCCAUGGGAUGGGAAAAGGCUCGCAAACGAGCCCCAAAGGCCACCACAGAAUCCCGUGCACAGAAGAUCCAACAUGAACCGAACAACCAUGGGCGGGCACCAGACACCACCGAGACCCUCUUGGACACUGCUCCUCAAAAGAAAAAGGCAGGCCGACCACCCGGUGCAACCAACAUUGAUUGCAACAUCUACUCAACAUACCCCUCGUACCACGCCUCGGACAAAGAACUUUUGCGCAAUCGUUGCUGGAUGGCAGCCUCAUUGGAAAGUCUCUACGCACUGUUCAGUCCACUUUGGCUACGUGGUUCCAGCGGGAAAGGAACUUUGAUGUUUACCAUGCUUCCAAUCAAAGGUCUAUGUUUCAGGUGGCCAACAAAAAUUUCCCUGAUAGCUUUAUACCCGGCAAGGUUGUUUGAAUAUGAAGAGGUCCGACGGCUUACCUGCAAACAUCACUGUGAAGCGACCGAAGAUACUCGUCAAACGCUCUACAUUAUCAUGGUCAGUAAGAAUACUUUUGAUGAUAAUCACGUCUCCUACACCGAUGUGCCUUCCCUCUUGAAGCUUUGGGCUGGAGAGGGCCUGCAAGGGUGGUCUGGCCUGCAAUGUAAGUUGUGCGCCGGUGCAGGAAUCUCCACCGCACCGGGAAAAUUUAUUCAAGCAAAUUCAACCAUUGAAGUGGCCGACCCAAAAUCUCAAUCCAAAAAUCCCUGCUCUUUCCCAUUGAAGUCAAAGUCAAAGAUUGUUUCUGUUGACAACAAGGCUCUUCCCCAUCUCUACUUUCAUCUUGAAGUCACCUCGAUCAUGUUGCUUGCCAAGCAACAAGUGUUCAUGGCAGCUGUAGAUUGGCCGUUUGCCAUUUCUAUUCACAACCAACACUACCUGUUAUUUGCACGUGGCUACUGGAACAGUGCACACUUUUGGUGUAAAGUUGUGAGGAACACCCGGAAUAAGGAUGGUGUAUGGUUGCAUAACAACAUGAUUAACGAUGGAUACGCCCGGCUUUUGAGUGAAAAUCCUCGUGAUAUUGGGGGGACUGAGGCCCACACAAGCUGGCUGAUGUAUUCUCGCGCCUGGACCGCUGAAAAGAAAGUUUUUGUUGAGGAAAAGAUCACUCAAAUCAUGGAGGACCAUCCACAAGCAACUGGCCAGGUCCCUUUUGCAAAGAUGUCUGCAUUGCUUAAGACACCUGAAGAACUAAGCCUGCGGCCUUCAUUGAAUGCAGAGAUUCCAAUGGACUCGACAAUGAAUGACAUGGAGAUGGUGGAAGACUUCUUGGCCGAUGAAGCCCUCUCAGAGUCCAACAACAAGGAGUCUGAGCGCGAUGAGAUGGAUUGCUCAGUGACGGUCUCCAAGUCGGAAGCAACAUUGAAACCGCCACCUAAGUUGGGAGAGAUGCCCAAGCUUAAGAUUACACUGCGCAAGGGGAAUCUUAAGACGGCAUUUCUGCAAGACGGUGGUCAGGAAAGCAAGCAAAUGGCUGCUAUGGGCAAGAAGUAG